AUUCGAUCAAAUCAAUCAAUGGCGGUGGCGGCGGACAUCACCGGCGGAGAGCACCGCGUCCAAAUGCCGGCUCAAGGCGGCGGCGGCCGGCGGCAGAAGCAGCUAGCUGCGCCGGAAAAGCAGCUGAACUGCUUCGUUCACAUCCUUGCAGUGAUCGAGAGGAUGGGCAACGCCCUGGGGACGCUGGCCUUCACCUGGGCAACCGUUGUCCUGCUAGGAGGCUACCCAACCGUGCUCCGUCCUGAGGAUGAUUUCUGGUUCGCCACCACCAUGGUCUUCCUCGAAGCUGCCAGGAUGUUUAGCCGCGAUAACAGGCUAGAUUACCAGUUAUUUUUCAGUACUAGAGGAGCUUUUAGACUUCUUGGCUGGAGCGGGUUGCUGACUGUGGCGGUAUAUUUUUCCGUUGUGCUGGUGAUCCUGUCACGCUCUCUCGCUUCCAUUGGUGGUAAUGUAUUGGUGGCUUUACUUGUGGAUAUGGCGAUGCUACUUGCAUUGGGUCAGUUGCUGUCUCCAGCAGCUCUAAAACUACUUUGCGAUCCGCUACGACAUGCUAUAUCGCUGUGGAGCCCAUUACUUGCGAUCCUAUUGAUCGGUCCGUGCAUUACUGUGCCAAGCUACGACUUCUAUCCCGGACCAUUCAUUUCGACAAACUCAGAGACCCAAUGGAUAAUGUACCUAGUACUAUCUUUGUUUGUCCUCUUAGCGACAAUCAGCAGGCUGCGGCUCCCAUGCAUCAGAAAACUAGCAGACAGUUUUCCCAACACCAAACAGUCAGUUUGGCGUCAAAUCAUUCUAAACUUGUGCAUGCUUGCUGCGAUUGUGAUGCUGGUAUUCAUUUUCAGUGAGCUCGGUCCAUAUGCGAUGAUCGUGUACCAGCUUUGUGCUCUAGUGGUGGUGUCAUUUGGCAACUUCCAGAUUCCAGCAGCUGUUGUGCGUGUCGUCCUCGCACUGCUACGCCUUGUACCGCAGAAACCGCAUAAAUACUUGGUAGAUGACAAGAAUGGUGAGCAUGAUAGCGAGAAAAACCUCGAGCCGUCACUAAACAUCUUCUACGGGAUGGUGCUUGCACAAGGGAUUCUCUACAUUGUGGCCUGCUUACUGGAGGUAUUUUCAUUCAUCCCUCGGAGAUACCUCAUCCGCCGUAGCGGAUUUGGAGGUCAGAUGGGAGUGGAAUAUGUCAAUUUGUACUAUGCAUAUGCCUUUGAGAAAUGCAUGGGAGGGGCUGUGCUUGCUCCAAAGAAGAUCAGCCUCAUCACAUUUGCCAUGGAUUCCCUCAACUCAGACUCAUCCAGGAAUAAGCUCUAUGGGGUUCAGAUGCUGCACAGAUUUCUCAAAAAGGAGCAGCUAAGGACUAAAACAAUCACAAAACUCACAAAUGCCAAGAAGACGGUAGCUUUGUUGUUCGAUAUGCUGGGCUGGACAAGUGACGGGGAUGAAGAAAUCAGAUUCUUCGCCGCAAAGGUCACUGCCGAGCUUGCUGGUAGCCUCCGAGUUGUUCAAAUCCCUGGGGCAACACAGCUUGUAGCCUCACUUCUGGACACUGAUCACCAACAGAGAAUAAGGGAUCAUUUUCUGUUAAUUGAUAGCCAAGUGGGAAGAGAAGACUCACCAAUUCAGCAAGUUGGCAUGGCUGAACAGAACUCCCCUGUGCUUAAGUACUUGAAACAGAUGGCAAUAUAUUUUUUUAUUCCGGUGGAUGAGCCAUCUAACACGCAUCAACGGAACUCACGUUUGCUCAGAUGGUGGAAGCAGAUCACAAAACGCUGGUCAGUUCCAGAGGAGGAGCCAUCCACGGACCAAGAUUUCCUCCCCAUACAAGGACUGCUAAUUCUUCAGAGGCUUGCUAACUUUGAUCCUGGAAACUGCAUGGAAAUCAGCAGAACAACAGGCCUCAUCUCAAAGAUGAUAGAUUUUAUAAGCUACAGAAAUCAUAUGACAAGUACUAGUGAAGCCCACCAAAUAAUGCUGGCAAGUUUGUCACUUAGGGUGCUGAGAAGACUUGCAAGUGCUGAAGGGAAGUUAGGUGUAACUCUGCGGCAACAGAUUUUGGAACAUACCUUCAUAUUGAGCAAUCUUGCAGAGAUCAUGGAUGACAAUGGGAGCAGCCAUGAUUUGAAGCAGUUGGCAGCAGAAAUCCUGAAGAACCUUGCCAUGGAUAGAAACACUAGUGAGGACAUCGGGCACAUCCGACCAAGAUCCAUCCUCAAGUAG
Molecule: messenger RNA, 2211 nt
Organism: Oryza sativa Japonica Group (Japanese rice)
Lineage: Eukaryota; Viridiplantae; Streptophyta; Magnoliopsida; Poales; Poaceae
Source: RefSeq, a predicted model, not a curated record